UCUAUCUGCACCUUUCAUCUGAGGAUACCACCCAAUGCCCACAUAGGCAAAGUAAUCUUUAAGACAUGCAUCGUCGAGUUGGUAUCGAAGCCCAUCUGGGCAUCGGAGGUGGGACAGUUUCGAGAGAGGCGGCCGAGAACCUCGAGAAGGCGGAAGAUCUCUGUCGUCGUCGUAAACCCAUGCAGGCUUUGCCGUACCUACGGAAAGCUAUGAAGGACCCUAAUAACCUUGACGCAGCCGUGCAGAUGGCAUUCCUUAUGCCCACUCUUGGCACGGCCGUUCAACUACUCGAGGAUGCGAAGGCUCAAGGCCGUGUGCACCUGAAGAGUUGUUUGAGCCCUACCUGUUUCGAUGAUGGGGACCAAUACGCUGAGCGCUUCUGGAGCCUACUCGAGACGCGCCCAUACAUGCGUGUUCUCCAGGCCAUAGUGCGUCUCGCCUUCGAAAAUGGGGACUACAACAAGUCCGCGGACACCAUCAUCGAGAUGCUCCGUCAUUGCCCGGGAGAUAAUAUGGGUCAACGCAGCUGGCUUGGCUCCGUACUGCUUCAGGCAGGACGUACCGAGCACGCCCUGUCGUUCGCGCAAGCCUGGCUUGACCCACGUCACGACGAUGGCAGCUGGCCACCACGAGGAGGCUGCGCCUUCAAUCCGCCCAGUCGGGCUCCGCUUUCCAAGGAUUUCAUCGAGAAGAACAAGAAGCAUGGGCCAGGCGCGAGCCUGUACACCGCCGCGCUCGCAUCUUUCAAGCUGUGGGGCGACUGCGAAGUCGCCCGCCAAUACCUCAGGAUCGCGGCUUCUGCGAACCCGCACGUGCUGCUGAAGGUGCUCGGGAAGGUGGACAGACCGAAAUCACUCAACUUCGACCCGCGCUCAUUCAAUGGCCAAGAAGAGGCACAUGACUACCUGUGGCUCACACAGGACCUCUGGAUGGCCCCAGACGUCUGGGCGUGGGCGGACAGUGACGCCGAAGUCAAGUCAUACGUCCUCAAGCGGUGCGUACGCGCGGGAUGUGACACCCGCGAGGUGCGCGUCGCAGAGUUCAAACGCUGUGGAGGCUGCAAGGAAGUUGUCUAUUGUGGACAGGCGUGCCAGAAGGAAGACUGGAAGGCGCACAAACCCAGGUGCAAGGAACACCAGGAGCAGAAGCGGUUCAUGAAGGCCAUGAUGAACUCCCGGACGACCCCGCUGUCCGAAUCAGGCGGCGGCCCCAUCGUCGCCUCGGCAGACUUCAGUGCGGCCGGGAUCUCCACCACAUUCCACUGAGCGCGAGGGCUUCUGCGCCAUCUCGCAUCUGCGAUCUCGGCGGGCGCUGCACGGUGUGCGCACACACGGAGGAAGCUGGCGAGAGUUUGGGCCUCGGAAGAAGCGUGCGUGUCCCUAUCGGGGGACAAGCCUUCAGCGGAUCUGCAGCGAUCUUCGACGCGCGCCUCGGCGAGCCCGCACUGCGCGUCCUGUGGCCCAUCUCCAGAUCCCGCCCCCCAGCCCCGCUCCGAACGGGCAAAAACGCGCAACCAAGCUCUCUCUCUUCUCGCGCGCGCGGGCACUCCAGUUGCCCUUUCCCUGCGCCUCUGUAUCCGCAGAGCGGCCUCGCCGUCCCUUCUCCCCGCCGGGCCCGCCCGCAAUCUUGCUUGCCCUGCCCUGCCGCGCAGGGCGCCGACGCGCUUCAUGUAUGUAUAUAUCUCCGCUUGAGCCUAUGCUGCGCAAAUGCAAUUGUC
Molecule: messenger RNA, 1717 nt
Organism: Trametes versicolor FP-101664 SS1
Lineage: Eukaryota; Fungi; Basidiomycota; Agaricomycetes; Polyporales; Polyporaceae
Exons: 6
Coding region: 66-1265 (399 amino acids)
Molecular function (GO): protein binding
Source: RefSeq, a predicted model, not a curated record